Molecule: messenger RNA, 3156 nt
Organism: Drosophila sulfurigaster albostrigata
Lineage: Eukaryota; Metazoa; Arthropoda; Insecta; Diptera; Drosophilidae
Product: GTP-binding protein Di-Ras2
Exons: 4
Coding region: 380-1078 (232 amino acids)
Biological process (GO): signal transduction
Cellular component (GO): plasma membrane
Molecular function (GO): GTP binding; GTPase activity; GDP binding
Source: RefSeq, a predicted model, not a curated record
UCAUCGGCUUCGGCCUGCGAAAGCGAAUGCGAAUGCGGAGAGAGUUAGUUCGUCUGUGUUUUUCCGAUUUCUGAGUGCGGCUGCAGCACAGCAGGAAAAGUCGUGUGACAUUUUGCCAAAACGAAAUUUAUGUGCAACGAAAUGCAAGAGCUGCAAAUAAACCAAAGUAUGGCGCUCAAGUAAAACACAACACAACACAAAACAUUCCACACAAAAACCCGGCACAACUCGACAACAGCGAAAAACAGCUAGAGGGGCGGCAGAGGACUCCACACAUAUUGUUGUUGUUGUUGCCGUUGUUUUCGGCAACUUACCAAGGAGGUCCUCCCACCACACCAGACCCCACCACACCACACCACACAGUAGCCUAGAUUCCAAGAUGACGGAGCAAAAGAAUCAAGUGACACGUGCGGCGCCCGAACAGAGCAACGACUAUCGAGUGGUGGUCUUUGGUGCCGGUGGCGUUGGCAAAAGUUCCCUUGUGCUGCGCUUCAUCAAGGGCACAUUCCGCGAGAGCUAUAUACCCACCAUCGAGGACACUUACCGACAGGUGAUCAGCUGCAAUAAGAACAUUUGCACAUUGCAAAUUACGGAUACGACGGGUUCACAUCAGUUCCCCGCCAUGCAGCGUUUGUCCAUCUCCAAGGGUCACGCCUUCAUUCUGGUCUAUUCGGUGUGCUCCAAACAGAGUCUCGAGGAAUUGCGACCCAUUUGGGCGCUAAUCAAAGAGCUGAAGGGUGAUGUGAAUUCGAUACCCGUGAUGCUGGUGGGCAAUAAAUGCGAUGAGAGCACCGAGCUGCGUGAGGUGUCGCAAAUUGAGGGGCAAGCGCAGGCCACCACUUGGAGCAUAUCAUUCAUGGAGACGUCGGCCAAGACCAAUCACAAUGUCACCGAGCUGUUUCAGGAGCUGCUCAACAUGGAGAAGACGCGCACCGUCUCGCUGCAGUUGGAUACGAAAAAGCAAAAGAAGCAGAAAAAGGAGAAGAAAUGCAAGGAGACAAAUGGUGCCAUACCGGAGAAUGGAGAGGCGGGCGCCAGUGGAGCUGGUGGCGUCAAGGAGAAGUGCGGCGUUAUGUAAAAUGUAAAAUGUUCAAGCAAAACAUGCAUAACACAUGCAUGUAUUAUAUUUGAGGUGACAGACAAAUACUCGCAUUGGGGACAGUUGGCAGUACUCGAGAACUCAUCCCAUAAACACACAUACACAUUACAACCACAUAUGCAUAUAACAUAUACAUAUAUUAUAUAUACCACUUUGGGACUGAUGUUAUCAGAGAACACAACCUGCAUACCAAACAAAAAAAACCAAAAAACAGAAAUGAAAAUAUAUUAUUAAUUAUAGAUGAAUAAUAGGACAAGCAUUACAAGUAUAUUUUGCAUACAUAGAUUUUAUCCCCAACAUCUUUUAGAAGAUGAUCAACAUAACUUCUCCCUCCCCACCCCCACACACCCAAAUCGCACCGACAUGCAAAUCAUAUGAAUACAAUUUGAAUUUUGAUUUUUGGGAAAAAACAAUGAAAUGAAAAGAAAUCGAAAGAAAAAACUAUUACAUCUGAAACGUAACGGCAUACAUAUCAAAUACACAUAAACAUACUUUGCAUACAUCGCAUGACAUACUCGCACAUACUAUAAGAUCAGCAUUAUACUGGAUAUGAUCAUAAUGAUAAUGAUAAUGAUAUAUGAAUAUCUCAAAUGAAAAGCCAAAGUACCUACAUAUUUAAACGUAAUAAGACAUACAAUUUUUAUCUAACUAACUAACAAUCUAUCUACUAAAUGAUAAACCAAAAACAAAAUACCAAAAUACUAAAAACCAAUUACAAUGUGUAUUUACAUAAAACAAAACAACCUUCAUUAACUUAAAACAGAAGACAAAUACAAAAGCAAACAAAAUACUUAAGACAAUUAUAUGGAGCAUUUGUACUGGGAACAGAACGGAAUCAAAUCGAACAGCAGAAUCGAGCAUUUCCGUUCCAUUCCGUUCUGUUCCGUUUGUUGGCAAAAAGUCUCCUUUCUGACUAUCAAUCAAUUGCUGUAUAACUAUUUACCACCAACAAAAUCUAUUAAAAACAAAUUGCUUUACUUUCGUCGCUUGAAAAAUGUAUAAAUAAUACUCAGAAUCAUAGCCAUCUAUCUAACUAUAUAUAUGAGAUGAUCGAACGACAAGAAAUACACGAAAACAAAAGACGCCUAAUUCAUUUCUUCAGAAUUGUUUACUUUCCACUUUCAAAGUUUAGUGCAUAAUGCAUUUUAUUGUAUGUAUAUUUGAAUAUGUAUUCAUUUACAAUUAUUUGCUGAAAUUUAUUAACACUUAAAGUAUAAUGCAGUUAUAAUAAAUUAGCUUUAGUCAAAGGUUCAAGCUUCGCGUGAGGAUCCAAUGUUUGCAUUUGGGAUCCUUACACUAGGCAAUAAGCACAAUUUUUUGCCGCUCAUUAAGAAAUUGUAGAGUUAGUUUUAAUAAACACAAAAUGAAAAAUCGAAAAAAAAAACAAACCAAAAAAUGAGGAAAACUAAACAUCGAAGUUAUCGAAGAAUGUGUGUGCGAAGAAUGGAACAUAUAAGUUGCCUGUUUUUUAAAAACGCAAAUUUUUAAUGAAAAAUGUAUAUCUAUGAUUAACUUGAAGUAAAAACGGUUCACAACAAACAAUAUUAUGGUAUUUAACAAUCGAAAUCGUUGGUUGGCUUGUGCAUAGGUGUAGGAGUUAAAGUCGAUUUGAGGAAUUCAAAUUGUUCGCGUUGUUUUGCUGUUAAUUGAUAUUAAAAUGGCAUUAGUUAUUAUGUAUAAAGAAAUGAUGAUGAUGUAUAUUCCUAUCCAAAACCACGUACACAGUAAACAGUUUCAAUUAACUGAUGUUAAACUAUUGUAAUUAUUCUUAUAGUUAAUUCUUAUUAUAUAUUAUGACUUUGCUCAUUUCUUAUGCACACAGUAAACAUACAAAACAUACACUGAAUAAUAAUGAAGAACGUGAAUGAUAAAGAUCAUACAUCCAUACAUAUUACUAUAUUAAUAUUAUAUACCUAGUACAUACCUAUUAUAUUGUUGAAUUUGUGUAGAAAAAUUAUUAACCAAGAUUUUGAUAGCGGACCAAUUUGCGUAUAAGAUUUCAGAAAUCAAUUUAGAUAAAUUCUCUCGGUUUGCCAUAGUCAACAAAAAAACAAAAA